Molecule: messenger RNA, 1408 nt
Organism: Schistocerca cancellata (South American locust)
Lineage: Eukaryota; Metazoa; Arthropoda; Insecta; Orthoptera; Acrididae
Product: GTP-binding protein Rit2
Exons: 6
Coding region: 131-1267 (378 amino acids)
Cellular component (GO): plasma membrane
Molecular function (GO): GTP binding; GTPase activity; calcium channel regulator activity
Source: RefSeq, a predicted model, not a curated record
CCCGCUGCAGGCGAUCGUGGCCGGCCGACACCCCAACCAGCAGCCCACGGCCAUCGUAGUGCAGCCCGGAGCCAGCCCAGGCGUCGCCACGGUGCUGCUCAAGGACGCGCGCGCCCAGCGCGAGGAGAACAUGAAGCAGCUGCUCGACGUCGCCAACAACCUCACGCUGCAGGAGCUGCACGACUUCGAGAUGAGGUACGGGUCGCCGCACCACAGCCGGUCGCAGAGCGUGAAGGCGGCGGGCAGCAGCCGGCCCACGUACCUGAGCCUGCCGCAGCAGCGGUCGCGCGUCGCCUCGAUGCCCAACACGGGCGUCGAGGAGGAGUACUACCGCCUGCGCCACUUCAGCAUCACCGGCAAGGGCGUCGUCAACCGCGGCGACUCGCUCAAGAGCCGCCGCUCGCGCUCCAACAACAGCGUCACCUCCAGCAACUCCAGCCACAGCACGGAGCACCUGACGGCGCAGCACUGCGGCUCGGCGCGCACCAGCGCCACGGCGUCGCUGGCGUCGAGCCGCGAGUCGAGCGCGGCGUCGCCUCCCGCCCCCCUGCGCGUCGUCAUGCUGGGCGCCGCCGGCGUCGGCAAGUCGUCGCUCGUGUCGCAGUUCAUGACCUCCGAGUACCUGCACGCCUACGACACCUCGCUCGAUGAUGAGUACGGAGAGAAGUCCGUCAGUGUGCUACUGGACGGCGAGGAGUCGGAACUGACGUUCAUCGACCACCCCUGCUCUGAAAUGUCGCCGGAGAACUGCGUCACGACGUACGACCCGCACGCGUUCUGCGUCGUCUACUCGACGGCGGAUCGCGGAAGCCUCCGGGUGGCUGAGGAAGUGCUGCAGUGCCUCUGGAAGAGCGACUCCAUCAGCACCAAGGCUGUCAUCCUGGUCGCCAACAAGACGGACCUCGUGCGCAGCAGGACCGUCACCACCGACGAGGGGAAGAGCAUGGCGACAUCGUACGACUGCAAGUUCAUCGAGACGUCGGUGGCCAUCAACCACAACGUGGACGAGCUGCUCGUGGGACUUCUGACGCAGAUCCGGCUGAAGCGCGAAAACCCGGAGCGCGCCAGGGACCUCCUGCGCAAGAGGUCGAGCCGGAGGAGUCCGGCAGGCGGCAGCACCGGCGGCGGCGGAGCGGUGUCUUGCGGUACUAACAAGCCCUACCGCGGCGCGCGCACCUCCACCUCGCUCAAGGUGAAAGGCCUGCUGGGCCGCGUGUGGGCGAGGGACUCCAAGAGCAAGAGCUGCGAGAACUUGCACGUGCUCUGAGCGCCCACCGCGCCACCUCCUCACGUAAAAGACAACAGUGCAACACGCCGACAAGCUACGCUCUGAUUAAAACUACUUGUUAUUUGACCUCGAUCACUUGACACUACAACGCAGCGCUGCUUCUCGACUCAAAGGACAGAG